AUGUCUUCAGACAUUUGCCCGACACAGAAGGUUAUCAGAAUGACCUGUGUAGUUGGUGAGCCUCAAAGUAUCAAAGUAGAGUUGUCUUCGAAGUCUAAGCAAGAACAAACAAUCAACGUGACCCCAAUUGAAAACGUCUGGAUAUCUCUUUCGAGUUCUUCAACAGUACUAACUGAUGGAGUUGGUGUUCUUGACAUCACAGUUAUUGUUAAAUUGCGGAAAGACAACAGUCGAAUCAACGUAUAUAUAAAAAACACAACGACUUACUUUACUCUUCUAGUUACAACAAAUCAUUCUCUUUAUAUUGAUAUCAAUGAUAUUAAGAAAACCAAAUUUAUUAGUUCUGGGGUAUAUGGGCAAGUGUAUAAAGGGGAAUAUAAUAAGACUAAUGUAGCCAUCAAAGAGCUCAUGUUUGACCAAAACAAUUCAACCAAAUAUUCUAUGUACCUCACAGAGAUGUCUUUAUAUCGUAAAUUUACUUGCGAGACGGUUGUAACAAUUUUAGGGUUUACCGUCACCCCACAACUCCCAACACUCGUGAUGGAAUGCGCUCUUUACGACCUUCGUUCACAAAUCGGCACUAAAUGUCCUAUUUUUUUAAACACUAAAAUCAGACUUACUAUAUACAGAAACAUCGCUUCGGCACUCAUGAAAUUGCACUCGGAGAAAUUAGUCUACCGCGACUUGAAGAGCGCCAAUGUGCUCAUCUUUUCAAAGUCCAUCAAGAGUCCCGUGAUCGCUAAACUCUGUGAUUUCGAGACUUGUUGUGAAGAGAAAAAUGCAUUUCCCGCGCCCGAUGUCGGGACUCCAAUUUACAUGUCACCAGAACAAUGGAAUAGACAACACCUUACUACUCAAAGCGAUGUAUUCAGUUUCGCAGUCUUAUGUUACGAAAUACUCACUAACAAAGUCCCUUACAACGACAUCGAUUUCCCAAACCCUUGGUCUAUAGCUCAGUUCAUUUGUUCUAACAAAAGACUUCCCAAGCCAGACUCUUGUGAUGUCACUCUAUGGCGUCUUAUAGAAGAUUGUUGGAAGACUCAACCCGAGGAUCGAAUUAGUUUGUUUCUAGUUUAA
Molecule: messenger RNA, 1077 nt
Organism: Entamoeba invadens IP1
Lineage: Eukaryota; Evosea; Mastigamoebida; Endamoebidae
Product: tyrosine protein kinase, putative
Exons: 1
Coding region: 1-1077 (358 amino acids)
Biological process (GO): protein phosphorylation
Molecular function (GO): protein kinase activity; ATP binding
Source: RefSeq, a predicted model, not a curated record